Diaporthe citri is the source of this 3075-nucleotide messenger RNA. RefSeq lists its product as uncharacterized. The record is from RefSeq and is a predicted model, not a curated record. Bases 1 to 3075 code for a protein of 1024 amino acids. NCBI's taxonomy places the organism in Eukaryota, Fungi, Ascomycota, Sordariomycetes, Diaporthales, Diaporthaceae. The transcript has 6 exons.
AUGGGCAUGUUUUCUCGUCGCAAGGGUAAGGACGGCAAGUCCAAGAAGAAGGGCGCAAACCAGGAACUCGACCAGCAACCCGCAAAGCCACGAUGGACGGAUGCAUGGGCUCGCACCUCUGUCGAGCCGGAGGAGGUUCACGAGUUGGUCAAGCGGUGCACAGAGGAGAUCAAGUCAAGAGCUCUCGAUCAACCUUUCCUGUUAUUGCCCUUCCGACCGACGUCCGAUCCCAGCGCGGUGCGGACAUUUGUACGCCAUUUCUUCGACAACUAUGCACUUCGCGGCGAGACCUUGGCGCAGGAGCUGCGGAUGGCUGAGCCAAUGGUUAUCGCGGGAGCCAUCAAAUGGUGCUGGAGCCGUCUACAAGGCGGCGUGGUCGGCUGGGAUGCCUACGAGCUGUUCAAGGUGGGCGAACAAGACUCGAAUAUGGCUCGCGACUCGUUCAAGACAUUCAUUCCAUUGAGCGUUGAGAACGGCGCCCGCUCGAGCAUCAUCUUCAACUUCUUCGACCUCCUCGCCGCAGUUGCUGCACACGGCAAGAUGAACGGUUUCGGUGGUCGUAAACUGUCCCGGAUGGCAGCCUGGUGGGCCUUUGAUCACAAAGACACUGGCAAUGGUUUUGAUGGUGGAUACAAGGCGUGGCUGAAGGCCGCCGACGCAACGAGUCACCUCUUCUUCGCUUACCUCAGAACACUCGCUCCGCAACAGCAGAGUCCGGGCGCUAUUUCUAUGCUACCGAUGUCACUCUCGAAGCUUCUUCAGGAGACCGAGUAUCCGCCUAAGAGACCAGUGUUGAUGCAGUCAUCCACAUAUAAAGUUGUGAUGAUCGUGGAAACCGUCUCACCAACCCCCUUCGCACUCUUGCGACGUGGAAAUCAUUUCCAGUACCGAGAGUCAUCCUUGCAGCAGUUCUCCGAGUACGAAGAUCCUGUGGCGGCCCUGACAGAAGAAUGCCGACGAGUCUUACGAGCCGUUGCAGCCGCCAACCAGACUCAGUCCGUCUCCAGUUCAAAACAUUCAACGAGCCUGCGCGACGCCUCUUGGUCGCGGUUUGAGGACAUUGGCUUCACCAGCACGCUUGAUGACGAGGAGGAUUUUGAAAGUGCACCGGCGAGCCCGGGUCCGCAACGACAAGGCCUGAGAAACACUCCCGCGUCUGGUGCUGGUUUUGGUGGUAGACCCACCACACCAUCUUGGGCUGAUUUCCUGUCAUCUGGCUUUGUUGAUGACGGCUCCAACGGUCCCAACAACGUUCUUCUACCACCAGAUAAAGUGCUGCCACCGAUCGAUACGAACGUGCGACAACGAUCUGCCCAAUCCCACAGGCCAAGACUAGAAUCCGGGCGCGAGGUCGAGGCUGGCGAGCUUGCCAGCAUCAACAGGGUCGAUCUCGACGAUGCGUUCUGGUGGGUAUGGAUGAUCAGCUUGGCGCCUGAAGAGACACCUGAGAGAAAAUCGGCUUUCGGACGUUGUGCGGUCAUCGAGACGGUCAUACGGAGUGGGCGGUGGUUGGUAUUCGAGGAAGUGAUCAAGGGCGCCGCUCCCGAACCCCAGGAAGGCGCCUACGUUGCUGAGAAGAAGAGCUUCUUUAGCUGGACAAGGCGCAACAGGGACAAGGAUAAGGACAAGAGUGGCGUUUCCCGGCGGAAGUCCACCGCUGGCAAGAACGUCCUCGAAAAGGGCGAUGGCCACUUGAAGCCUAGUUCAACAACCGGUGCAAUCAGCAAAUCGAGCCUUGGUCCAGACCAGCAGGCAAAGAUCCAAGCCGCAGCCCAACAACUCUCCGCAAAGCAGGAGCGAGAGAGAAGGGACGCUGGGCUGGGCGUGGGCAUUCGUCGCGGCCGAACUGAUGCUGAGCUCAUGGCGGAGAAGACUCAGAGUGUCAUGACGCUGCAGCCGAUGAUUAUGAAAGAGGCCUCGCCGGCGAUGAAGUGGGCAAACAAAUACGACAAGGACGCUAUUCGGGACGCAUACUUGGCGAACUCGAGUGCAGGGCGUGGGAUCGGGCAGAGCACGAUGCAGACAAAUGGACAUCUGGGGUCGAACGGGUAUGGCAUGAUAGCGGAAGAGCCUUCGUACCCGCCUUCGCUUCUCCCGCCACCUUCGCCUUCGGCGCAGUCUCAGGAUCAUCGGCAGGGGGCUCUGAGCCCUGCUCCACCUAUGAAGGACAACGGUCGCGACUCUCCGUUGCCGCCCAUCCCCAAGGAAGAACCCGACAGUGUGGACCUGGCCCGUGAGGACAUGGUCUCACCCGAGCCUGCAGAGGCGUCUAGCCCAAAGACGCACAAGAAGUUGCACAAGGGCGAGAAGAAGGGCGGAUUCCGGAAACUAUUUGGACGCAACAAGAGAGUCUCGCAGCUGCCAGAGAAUGCGGCCGUGGAUCUGAACCAGUUCCUCGCCCAGGACCAGGGCAGAUACACGCCGGAGCCUAUGGCGCAGGAGCAGCCCGAGACACCCAAGCAGGACACCCCUAAGACGCAACCGGCUGAGACACCAGCCACACAGGCAACUCAGGCAACUCAGCCCACUCCGCCUCCUCAAGCUCGUGACGAGCCAGCCGAGCCAGCGAACCACGAGCCAGCCUACGAACCAUCGAUCCAUGAUGAUGUCUCUCGCGUCGACACGGCCGACGCGGAGGAAGCCCGGGAUGCAUUCGCUCGCUUCGACCAAGGACCUCUGCAAGACCAGCCGGCAUUUGCCCCAGCCGAGGGCGCAGAUGAAGAAGACGAUGCGGCCCCUCCACCAAUUCAGCGUCACAGGUCACCGGCUCCUCCCGAGCCAUCACCUCAGCUCAAGCCCAAGCCCAAGUUCGAGCCUCAACAAGAGGGCCCCGCGCCCGCCAUCGAGCGAUGGGCACAGAUUCGCAAGAACGCCGCUGAGCGUGCUGCGCAGAGUCAGCGCCAGAGCGACGACCAGAACCGUCCUUCUGUCCCCAAGGCAGAGCCAGAAUCGGACACAAGUGGCGAAGAGACCAUCGAGUCACGCGUGGCCCGAAUCAAGGCCCGUGUCGCCGAGCUGACUGGCAACAUGGAAGGUGUCCAGGGCCCUGGUUCGCGACCUCCAGUCCCGCGUUAG